UAAGAAAGUUCCAACUAAAAGGCCGUGAAAUUGGUCUCAUCAACGUGGUAAGCAAAUUUGGGAUCUUAUAGAUUGGCGUCAUUAAUACGAAGAAGCUAAAAAAAAAAAAAAAAGUUAAAAGAAAAAAAAAAAGAAAGAGAGCAGGAUAGAAUACAACACAAGAUCAAUACAAAAGGGGGUGAUUACUUGCCCACCCUACGACUGUAGCGCUGAGCACACGGCAUCGUCGAGUUACGCCAUGGCUCUCUGUUUCCCUUCUUCAAUUCCUUACUCGCUCCUCCUCUUCCUCCUCUUCCUCCUCUCCUGCUUCAAUCCCUCCCAUUCCCAACACUACCACGCAAUCUUCAGCUUCGGCGACUCGCUCUCCGACGCCGGAAACCUCAUCGCCGACGGCGUCCCCUCCGACCUCACCACCGCCCGCAGCCCCUACGGCAUGACCUUCUUCGGCCGCCCCACCGGCCGCUGCUCCGACGGCCGCUUGAUCGUCGACUUCCUCGCUGAGCAUUUCGGGCUCCCGUUGCCUCCGCCGUCGAAGGCCAGCGACCGCAGCUUCCGGAAGGGAGCGAACUUCGCCAUCACGGGCGCGACGGCGCUCGACUCCCCCUUCUUCAAAGCGCGCGGGCUCAAUAAUAAGACAUGGAACACCGGCUCACUGAGCACUCAGCUCCAGUGGUUCGAGUCGCUUAAGCCCUCCCUCUGUAGCUCACCCCAAGCGUGCGAGGAGUACCUCCGGAAGUCGCUCUUCGUGUUCGGCGAGUUCGGAGGGAACGACUACAACGCUCCCCUCUUCUCCGGCAAGACGAUGGCGGAGGUGAAGACGUACGUGCCCUUCGUCGUCGACGCCAUCACCAGAGGCAUCGAGAGAUUGAUCAGCGACGGCGCUGUGGACGUGGUGGUUCCGGGAGUGCUUCCCAUCGGGUGCUUCCCUCUGUAUCUGACGCUGUACGGGAGCAGUAAAAAAGCGGACUACAACUCUCGCAGUGGGUGCUUGAGAAGGUUCAACGCACUAGCGUUUCACCACAACAUGCUUCUCCGAGAAGCACUUGAGAAGCUGCAGACAAGCUACCCUGAGGCGAGGAUCAUGUACGGGGACUACUACACCCCCACCGUGCGCUUCGUGCUCAAUCCUGCCAGAUUCGGAUUUCACAACGGAGCACUUAAAGCUUGCUGUGGAGCAGGAGGGCAGAGCUCAUACAACUUCAACCUGGAUGCCAAGUGCGGUGAAAAAGGCGCCAAGGCGUGUACUAACCCGUCCUCCUAUGUGAGCUGGGACGGAAUUCACUUGACCGAGGCGGCUUAUCGCUCUAUAGCUAAUGGCUGGCUCAAAGGCCCCUACGCCGACCCACCGAUUCUUCGGUAGAGUUGCAAUAGAUCUGUACUUACGGUGCCACAUUCGAUUUUAUCGUCGAACGCAGAAAAGUUGUACAUAUUAUUUAUUGAAGUGUUGUACCCUUUGUGUGCCUGUGAGAAUGGUGGAGUUUACGUUGUCCGAUUCUUUUGUUCUCCUUGUGGAAUUGAUUCAUACCAUCAUAUGUACUUUAAACUUUUUACUGACAUUUUGGAUGUAUUCUUCGUAUUUUAGUGCAACACCUUUGCCCCCAUCACAAACCUUUGUACAUUCUUUAUGUCUUUUUAACUUUGUACCUACAUAAAUAAUAAUAUAUAUAACAAGCAAAGGAGGGGGUUUUUUUUUU
Ananas comosus (pineapple) is the source of this 1694-nucleotide messenger RNA. Its product is annotated as GDSL esterase/lipase At5g45910-like. The transcript has 5 exons. Lineage: Eukaryota; Viridiplantae; Streptophyta; Magnoliopsida; Poales; Bromeliaceae. Gene Ontology annotation, molecular function: hydrolase activity, acting on ester bonds. Bases 239 to 1360 code for a protein of 373 amino acids. The record is from RefSeq and is a predicted model, not a curated record.